ACAACACUACCCAUUUGCUCAAACAAACCCAUGUGAAAGCAAUCCCCAUCUCAUAUUCAUCGAUGAAUCGUCCAUCGUCAUCCUCCUUCUCGUAGUUUCUUCAAACAAAUAAGUAUAACACGUCAUUUUUUUUUUCUCAUCUGGGUUCCUUUUUAAUCAUGCCAAAUCCCUUCACUUUCCCUUCUCGAUAUUGGGUUUUCCUGAUUCAUGUGAAAAAUGGUUGAAUCUUGAGAUCAGAUUGUGUCGAAUCUUCAUAGUCAAAGAUUGCUUUCUAGACUUUAUGUAGGGUUUUCAAGAAUAUGUGAUUUUUUAGUCGAAUUGAAGUGGAAUUUAAGGGGGAAAUUGAUGGAUAACAGUGGGAAUUGUAAGACGAUUGUUUGGUUUAGGAGGGAUCUGAGGAUCGAAGAUAAUCCAGCCCUAGCUGCAGCUGCAAGAGAUGGGUCUGUUUUUGCUGUGUUCAUAUGGUGUCCUAAAGAAGAACAACAAUUUUACCCUGGUAGGGUUUCAAGAUGGUGGUUGAAGCAAUCUUUGAUCCAUUUAGGGCAGUCUUUGAGAUCACUUGGAGCUCAUCUUGUUUUCAUGAAAGCUCAGAAUACUAUUUCUGCUCUUAUUGAAUGCAUCACUGCUAUUGGUGCUACAAAAGUAGUGUAUAAUCAACUUUAUGAUCCUGUUUCACUUGUUCGUGAUCACAAUAUAAAACAAAAGCUUGGGGAGCUUGGUGUUCCUGUUCAAACCUACAAUGCUGACUUGUUGUAUGAGCCAUGGGAAGUAUACAAUGGUGAAGGUUAUGCUUUUACAACUUUUAAUGCAUAUUGGGACAAAUGCUUGAAAAUGCAAAAGAAUCCUAUUAUACAUCUUCCUCCAUGCCGAUUGGUGCAAGCCACAGGAUUAGUGGAAGAUUUUGCAAUUGAGAAGCUCGGUCUUGAAGACGAAUCAGAAAAACCAAGCAAUGCAUUACUUGGAAGAGGGUGGUCCCCAGGUUGGAUAAACGCCAACGAAGCUCUUACCACCUUCGUAGAAAACCAUCUGCUUGAUUACGCAAACAAUAGGCUAAAAGUGACUGGAAACUCCACAUCAAUUCUAUCUCCAUAUAUUCAUUUCGGUGAAAUCAGCGUCAGAAAAGUUUUUCACAGCGUGAUAAUGAAGCAGAUUCUGUGGGCAAAAGAACAAAACCAUAAUGGAGAAAAGAGCGUAGCUUGUUUUCUUAGAUCCAUCGGGUUUAGAGAAUAUUCGCGUUAUAUUUGUUUUAACUUCCCAUUUACGCACGAAAGAUCACUUCUAAGCAACUUGAAGUUCUUCCCUUGGCAAACGAAUCAGGCACAUUUUAAGUCUUGGAGACAGGGUCGAACUGGUUAUCCGUUGGUCGACGCAGGAAUGCGAGAGCUUUGGGCCACCGGAUGGCUUCACAAUAAAAUCAGAGUGAUUACCGCGAGUUUCUUGGUUAAAUGUUUGUUGUUGCCAUGGCAAUGGGGGAUGAAAUAUUUUUGGGAUACACUCUUGGAUGCGGAUCUUGAAAGUGAUAUUCUUGGUUGGCAGUAUAUAUCUGGGAGCUUGCCCGAUGGGCAUGAGCUUCAUCGUCUCGAUAACCCUGAGGUUCAGGGAUUCAAGUUCGAUCCGGAGGGCGAAUAUGUGAGACAAUGGCUACCUGAGCUAGCACGAAUGCCAACAGAAUGGAUCCAUCAUCCAUGGAAUGCACCUACACUUGUGCUCCAAGCCGCAGGAGUUGAGUUAGGAUUAAACUAUCCAAAACCCAUUAUUGACAUCGAACUUGCAAGAGAUAAUUUAACAAGCGCCAUACUACUGAUGAACGAGAAAGAAUCCGCUUCAAAGCAACAAGACAACUGCAAUGGAACAAAUGAAGUCGUCUUUGAUAACUGUGAUCCUGAAAAUCCCCCCAUCCCUAAAGUUCUCCUCAAAAAAGAAAAGGCCCCAUGUCCAUCAACAUCUUCAAAUGAUCAGAAGGUACCCUCAAUGCAUAAAGAUGCUCCAUUACCCAAUAAUAAUAACAACAAAAAGAGAUCAAAACCUUCAGAAGGGCAAGAACCCGAUGAAUAUAACUUGCAAGAUUGUAAAACGGAAAGUGAGUUCUCGAAAACAGAUGAUGAUUUGUGUUCUACGGCUGUUUCAUCUUCAGCUAAUAAGAAACAAGCCACUGGAACCAGUAGUUUAGGUUCUCCGUUUCUGAUCCUCAAGUAGCACGAGAAAGUGGUGGUUAUGAAAACAAGCAGAUGGUUAGUAGUAGUUCAUCCCUUCUCUGUUAUAUAUUCGGUAUCUUUUAAGUAGUCGAUGCUUGAAUUCUGAAACUCAGAUCUUAACCAAUUAAUGCUUGUUUCAAAACGAUCUUAAUAUUAAGUGAAGCUGCAUCAAGCUUGUCUGUAUCUGUUCUUUUUGCAAGAUAUGCUCUUGCUUUUCAAUCGUUAGGUGGCGUUUGGUUUGUAGAAUGUGAUAUGUCAGUGUUGGAAUAUGUUAAAA
This is a messenger RNA of Cynara cardunculus var. scolymus (artichoke), 2472 nucleotides long. Its product is annotated as cryptochrome-1. Lineage: Eukaryota; Viridiplantae; Streptophyta; Magnoliopsida; Asterales; Asteraceae. Gene Ontology annotation, cellular component: nucleus; cytoplasm. Gene Ontology annotation, molecular function: FAD binding; blue light photoreceptor activity; DNA binding. The transcript has 4 exons. Gene Ontology annotation, biological process: entrainment of circadian clock by photoperiod; blue light signaling pathway; circadian regulation of gene expression. The record is from RefSeq and is a predicted model, not a curated record. Bases 346 to 2196 code for a protein of 616 amino acids.